CAGACGCGUUUCCGCUUCCUCGAACCAAAUGGCACGCCAUCGAGGACGAGGUGCACGAUGAGACCCACGCUCAAUGUCCGGCUGCUGGGCGUCGGCGGGGCUGGCUCGGGGGGGCUAGCCUCGGAUUUGCGCCUGGCGCUCGCCUCGCCCGUCCAGGGCUUUGACCCCUACCGGAUCCUGCUCCAGAUCGUCUCGCUGCAGGCGCUCCACUACCUCGUCCUCUGUCUCGUGGCGCCGCCCUGCGCGGCACUCUUUCCCUACAUCCAGACGGACCGGCUCGAGUUCCAGGGUGGCGCCAUGAGUCUCGGCCUCGUGCUCGACUGGCGAGAGAUCAGUGGUGUUCCCACGGCAGGCAGAGCCGCAUGGGCGACGACCAGCGGCAGCACGAGCGCGAUGGAGAGCGACAGGUGGGACGAGGCUCAAGGGCUGGACCGGUGGUGGGACUCUGCCGCCUACCUUCUUCCGCCCACGACGGCGGCGGCAGAAGAAAGAGGGCCGAUCAAGGUCACCGUAGGUGAUGUCGGCUGGAUCGGAUCGCGACCCGCCAGCGUCCACUCGAUUGACGCUGCUCCACCCUCCGCCAAGGGCAAGACAAAGUCACCGGCGUGGUACCGCGCAACGGCCCAGGAUCCCUCUCGGGGCUGGUCCAUUGUCCUUGCUUGGGUCUUGACGGGCAUCGCAGACGUCUACCUCCUCGCCCUCCUCGUCCGUCGGCCGACCCACAUCCUCGACCAUACCCUCACGCUCCACUUUUGGCAUGCCGUUCUGACGACGCUCUACACGAGGCAGCUCCCGCGCAGCCUCUUUUACUGGAUGGUCAUGUGUGCCCACGCUGGUGGGUGCGUCGUCUGGGCAGAGGCCCUGGCCAUUGGCCGCGAGAUGAAGGGAUGGACGAGCGGCCUGGGCAGGCAGCACGGUGACAACGACGACGAAGACGAUAACAACGACGAUGAGGAGCAGGUGCACGAGCACGAUGGUCUGCUGCGUGGUCAAGCUGGGCGGACUGGUGCGCACCAAGACAGUGACUCGGGCCGACGUGAGGAACGAGGCGCCAACAAUGGCGUCGAUGGUCUGGCGGCCGAUCGGCCGAAGAUGAAGAGCUCGAGGUCGCCCACCACGCAUGUCGUCUUUGAUCACGACGAGGUCCUCGACAGUGAUCAGGAAGACGACCAUAGAGACGCUGCUGCAGGGCGAAAGGGGAAAGCAAAUGGCCAUUCGGCAGAAGCAAUCGAGAUGAAAAGACUUGACUAGGCUUCCUUGAUCAUGACUUGGUAAUUUGAUCACAUUUAAAUGCAAGUGUGUGGUGCAGCUCUAGUCC
Messenger RNA from Acaromyces ingoldii, 1318 nucleotides. RefSeq lists its product as hypothetical. Lineage: Eukaryota; Fungi; Basidiomycota; Exobasidiomycetes; Exobasidiales; Cryptobasidiaceae. Gene Ontology annotation, biological process: protein localization to Golgi apparatus; Golgi to endosome transport; Golgi to plasma membrane protein transport. Gene Ontology annotation, cellular component: trans-Golgi network; Golgi membrane. The transcript has a single exon. The coding region runs from base 58 to 1251 and encodes 397 amino acids. The record is from RefSeq and is a predicted model, not a curated record.